Molecule: messenger RNA, 2292 nt
Organism: Sphaeramia orbicularis (orbiculate cardinalfish)
Lineage: Eukaryota; Metazoa; Chordata; Actinopteri; Kurtiformes; Apogonidae
Gene: mnmip1
Product: SH3 domain containing 21
Exons: 17
Coding region: 197-1654 (485 amino acids)
Biological process (GO): cell migration; actin filament organization
Molecular function (GO): protein binding
Source: RefSeq, a predicted model, not a curated record
CUCACUUGCCCUGACUAGCCUCAGGAAAAGUUGCUCAAUGUUAAUGUUUGACAAGUAGGAAGAACAGCCUUUGCCAUAUCUCGUCUUGAGACUCAAAGAACCACACUCUUUCAGUUCUCUGUUUUUGAAGGCUGCGUUUGCUGAUGUGUGGCAGAAUUACACAUUCAUAUUGACGGGAGAGAACAAGAUAGAAGACAUGGAGGUGCUGGUGCUGAUCGACUUCGAGGGCACCAUGGCGGAUGAGCUCACAGUGAGGAUGGGGGAUGUGAUCAAAAACGUCACCAAGUCCAAUGAGGAGAACUGGCUGGAAGGGGAGCUGAGAGGAAAGAGAGGCAUCUUCCCCGCUAACUUUGUCAAGGAGGUGCCAGUAUAUCUACAGGGUGACAGCAAAAGGGAACCACGAAGUCUGAGAAAACCAAACACGAUCAAGAAGUCACGGAAAUGUGAAGUGACCUUUGCCUACAACCCCAUGAAUGAGGAUGAACUGGAGCUUUGUGUUGGGGAGACGAUAGAGAUCAUCCGAGAGAUUGAAGAUGGCUGGUGGAUGGGGGUGAAAAAUGGCAAAGUUGGAGCAUUUCCAUCAAAUUUUGUCAAGGAGAUCUUCGUUCCUUCUAAAGACGGCAAACACAAUGAGGGCAAAACAAGACCUAAACUGGCAGACGCUGUGUUUAGCAAAGACACCUCUCAAAGAGCAAGUGUGAGGAACAAAAUGAAAAAAGAAGUGGAAUGUUGCCAAGUUAUGUUUGACUACAAGGCCCUAGCCGACGAUGAGUUGGAUCUGAAGACUGGAGACGUGGUUGUGAUCCUGAGAAAGGAAACAGAAGAUGAAGGCUGGUGGGAGGGGGAGGUAAACGGACGCUGCGGCUUCUUCCCUGAUAACUUCGUCAUGGUUUUACCACCAAUGGACAGUCUGCAAAUCGGGAACUCGAGCCAGCCUCCAGCCCGUACCCUCAGCAAAAAAACCUCAGUGAAGAAGACAGAAAGUCAAGCAAUGGAGAGAGGUGGUCCCGCAAAGGCAAAAGUUCUUUUUACAGAUGAUAAACCAGAGCCGAAGGACUUGAGAAGUAAUCCUCCAACCAAAGUCAAGUUGCCAGCGUUGAACAAGCCUAGCCCACCUCCAGUCAAAGACAAACCCAACAAGAUUUUACCAAAAACCAAUGGUGAUGCAGUGCCUGCCGUACCCAAACAGCCAGAAGAGAAAGAGAAAGAGAGAGAGAAAGAGAAGGAGAAGGAGAAAGAGAAAGACAGUGACCAGUUUGAUGGAUUGGACGUGGAGACUGAAAAGCUAAGCCAUCCCACAGCGAACAGAGCCAAACCACCUCAGAGGAGACCUCCGACAGGCCUGGUCACCACCACACAAGGUACAGAAAAUCUACUGCCAUUGCCUGUCAAGCCUGAUCCUCUUCCGAAGACCCCACCUCCUACAAGACCAGCACCGCCAAAGGUAGUCGUGGAUGGUAAAGCAGUGACCAGUAAAGACCAGCCGACUCUGGAAAACCUUCAGGCAGAGAUCAAGGAGCUGAGGAUGGCUCUGGAUCUGCUCCAGACGCGACAUGAACAAGACAUGCAGGAAGUGAAAGAAGAACUGCAGGAAGAGAGAAGUAAGCGCCUGAUAUUGCAGGAGGAAGUGCACGCGUUGAGGAUGAAACAUUAAACCCACAGUCUGCGGUUGACUCGCUGUCUGGCCCUUUUGGACUGCAGUUUCCUACAAACAUGAACAUUUUUCUGACAGUGUGGAAGUGAGGAGGGAUAUAAUGAACAACUUUUCGCACACUUCCCACUGCAGACGUACAAACAAGGGCUACAAUGGAAAAAAAAAAAAGUAGAAGUUUUGACACAGGAUCAACUUUGUCCUUCACUGAACUGGAGAAACCGGGUCAUUUGAUCCUGCACAGACUGUUAAAUGUGUACUUUAUGAAUGCUGGAAAUCACAACAUUGGUCUAAAAUUAAAAGGUUUGGUUGCCAUUUUAUGUCACAGAAUAAGGGUGUCAGUUCCCUUUUUUAAUAUCAUAACAGGGUGUUGUAUACUUGUAGUUAUAACAUUAAAAUAACUAUGGAUUUAGUAGAAUAUACAAUAUAGGCCAAUGUACAUAGGAGGAACUAUGCCAUGUUUUUUUUUUUUUUUUAUCAUUAUUAUCAUUGUUCAUGUGCAAAGGGCAUUAUUGCCGGAAUGUUUUAAAUACUACUGACAGAAAAAGACUUGCAGGUGCAGAAUGUAAUACUGUAUUAAUCCACUAGGGGGUACUGUAUGUCUGUUGUUCUAUAUAUAAAGAGAAAUGCUCUAACUGUCA